This is a messenger RNA of Fibroporia radiculosa, 1341 nucleotides long. RefSeq lists its product as uncharacterized. Lineage: Eukaryota; Fungi; Basidiomycota; Agaricomycetes; Polyporales; Fibroporiaceae. Bases 1 to 1341 code for a protein of 446 amino acids. The transcript is spliced from 2 exons. Gene Ontology annotation, molecular function: protein binding. The record is from RefSeq and is a predicted model, not a curated record.
AUGGACAUGCUCAACGAGUACGGCGACAGGUACAGCGGAGAACUAGAGGAUGGAUCAGCCCCCUUGGACGAGGGCGCUGUGCGCGAUCUACCAUCGCUGGGCGACCAGCGGCACUCAGCGAACCAUGCUAGCCUUGAGGGCCCCGGCGGUCUCGACGAUACCGCCUCGCAGACCAAUCCCGCGCAAAACGACCCCGGCAGCAGCGACAACCACGAUGGGCGCGGCGUUGAUGCUGAUGCCUCGCAAACUGUAGCCCAAAAUUCUGCUCGUGCUGCGGAGGUGGAGUACAAGGCGUUUCUGGACGAGGGCGACUCAUCGCUUCUCCAGCUGAGGUCGACCGAAGCACAUGGCGGUGUAUGUGCCCUUACGUUCUCUCCGUGCCUGACCCGCGUUGCCGCCGGGUUCGAGGACGGGGUAGUCUUGGUCUGGAACGCCACGAGCCGCCACCAGGAGCGCCAGCUGCUUGGACACGAGGACUCGAUCUGUUCGCUGGUAUUCUCACCAGACGGUGCGGUGCUGGUGUCUGGCUCUCGCGACAGCCACAUCGUCGUCUGGAAUGCAGUCAGCGGAGACGAGGUGUCUCGUCUCAAGGGCCACGACGGCUUCGUCUGCGCCCUCGCAUUCUCGCCCGACGGCCGGCGGCUCGCCUCCGCGUCUGUCGACUUCACCGUGCGGCUGUGGGACUGGGCGUCUGCAGAGCUGCUCGCGACAUCUGUAAAUCACGACGCCAUGGUCAUGUCCGUGGCAUUCUCCCCUGAUGGCACGCGCAUCGCAUCUGCCAGCGCCGACUGCUGUGCGAGGAUCUUCGACGCACGGACCCUGGACGUCCUCGCGGUCCUGGACGAGCACGAGGCGGUCGUCUACGCCAUCGCAUUCUCUCCCGACGGCGAGCGCGUCGUCACGUCGUCGGACGACGAGUCGAUCAAGAUCUGGAACGGCCGUACGGGGGUUAACUACCUGACUAUCCGCGCCCACGAAGGCGGGUCCGUGUGGGAGUCGGUGUUCUCUGCCGACGGGCGGCGCGUCAUGUCCGUCGGGAGCGACGGCGCGGUGAAGAUAUGGGGCUCGCACGACGGGGAGUCCGUCGACGCGAUCAGCCGUGCAGAUGAGGUUGUGAAUGCGCCGACGUUCUCCCCCGACGGCCGGUUCGCUGCGGCCGGCACGAAGGACAACAUGGUAUGUGUCUGGGACACGGCGACAUGCAAGCAGGUGGGCUGCUUCGAUGGACACACAGACAGUGUGACGCGGUUGCGGCUGUCUCGCGACGGCUCGCGGAUCGUGUCCGCGUCGGAUGAUGGGACCGUUCGCAUUCACACUGUGGGGAGCCGCGGGGCGCAUUGA